This is a messenger RNA of Seminavis robusta, 366 nucleotides long. The record is from the annotation of a GenBank genome assembly. Lineage: Eukaryota; Bacillariophyta; Bacillariophyceae; Naviculales; Naviculaceae.
AUGAAUGCUGGCGAAAGCACUUCAUCUAGCACUUCCAGCAAGCCAGGAAAGGGACGCACUUCUGGUAGGGUUAUCAGUGUUGCAGGCAUGAGCACUACUAGUGGUCCAGGCAUGAGCACCACUAGUGGUCCAGGACGCAGGGUGGUGUUGAAACAGCCCAAGAAACAGCCCAAGACGUUGAAACAGCCCGAAUUGAUGAAGUCCUCCGUGAACACCAGCAAGAAGAGGAAGCACAGGGAAGUCGCAGUUGCAGUUCAUGUUGAUUCGGAUGACUAUUUGGAGCUGGACUUUAAGGCACCCACCAAAAAGCCCGCACCCACCAAAAAGCCCGCUCCCAAGAAGCCUGCUCCAAAGAAGCCUGAGUAG